Messenger RNA from Acanthosepion pharaonis, 828 nucleotides. The record is from the annotation of a GenBank genome assembly. Lineage: Eukaryota; Metazoa; Mollusca; Cephalopoda; Sepiida; Sepiidae.
AUGUCGCUGACCUGUCGCCAGUUGCUACUCAAUUCAUUUCUUCUUCCAACAACUCGACAGAAUUUUUUAUCUAUCUAUCUAUCUAUCUAUCUAUCUAUCUAUCUAUCUAUCUAUCUAUGUGAGUCUAUUCAUAUCUAUUUAUCUCCCUAUGUGAGUUUAUUCAUUCUAUCUAUCUAUCUAUCUAUCUAUCUAUCUAUCUAUCUAUCUAUCUAUCUAUCUAUGUGUAAAUAUUUAUUUGUAAAAAAAAACACUAAACAAUUUUUAUAUAUGUGGGUUGAUUCAAAACCGCAACAUAUCUAUCUAUCUAUCUAUCUAUCUAUCUAUCUAUCUAUCUCAGUCUGUCCAUAUCUAUCUUAUUCUGUUUCUAUCUAUCUAUCUAUCUAUCUAUCUAUCUAUCUAUCUAUCUAUCUAUCUAUCUAUCUAUCUCAGUCUGUUCAUAUCUAUCUCAUUCUGUUUCUAUCUAUCUAUCUAUCUAUCUAUCUAUCUAUCUAUCUAUCUCAUCAACUAAACGCGGGCAGAUGUCCGAGAAAGACGCCAUUUUUCUUUUCCUGGUGCCACUCGUCUAUGUCUCUUGCUCUCUCUUCGCCCCCACUCUCUGGAGAGGCCGCGGCUGACGAUCGUCAGCUUUGGAGAGCCACAGUCAGUGACGGCGUCACGAUUUGCAGAAGUUGCGAUGGAAGAUCAGCAGGCAGCAAGGAGAGUCAGGAGAAAAGCAAGGACAGCCCCGUCUCCGUGUCAUCCAGUUUCAUCUGCGCCAAGUGCCUGAGAGACUGCCUCUCCAGAGUGGGACUACACAGUCACCAGAGGCGAUGUAACUCCAUCGCCUAG